Molecule: messenger RNA, 1627 nt
Organism: Chanos chanos (milkfish)
Lineage: Eukaryota; Metazoa; Chordata; Actinopteri; Gonorynchiformes; Chanidae
Gene: st7l
Product: suppression of tumorigenicity 7 like
Exons: 15
Coding region: 1-1623 (540 amino acids)
Molecular function (GO): protein binding
Source: RefSeq, a predicted model, not a curated record
AUGGCGGAUGAUACAAAUAAUAAUCCUCAAGCCCCCAGGUUUACAGAGAAAUUAAAAUGCUGGUUCUCUUGGUCUUGGACCUACGUUUGUGCCAUUUGGUUGGCCAUGCUUUUAACUAUGAUUUACGUGCUACGAAGUCCGCUCAAGCUUCAAGAGACCGUUUCCGCAGCAUCUGUCUUUUUGAAUACGCUGACACCUAAAUUUUAUGUGGCACUCACAGGCACCUCCUCCCUCAUCUCGGGGCUUAUUUUGAUAUUUGAAUGGUGGUACUUCAGAAAGUAUGGCGCAUCAUUCAUAGAGCAAGUGUCUGUUAGCCACUUGCGCCCUCUGCUGGGCGGAGUGGAGAACAGCAGCUCAGGAGAUCUCUUCUCCUCAGUCAAUGGAGAUACAGAGCACAGACCCACUGUUUCAGAGUGCAAAGUGUGGAGGAACCCCCUAAAUUUAUUCAGAGGUGCAGAAUACAGCAGGUAUACAUGGGUGACUGGGAAAGAGCCCCUGACCUAUCAUGACAUGAAUUUAUCAGCACAAGACCACCAGACGUUCUUCACUGGAGACACACAGCAGCUCAGACCAGAGGACUCUGUGAUGCAGAAAGCAUGGAGAGAGAGGAACCCUCAGGCUCGGAUCAGGGCAGCCUAUCAAGCCAUUAAACUCAACCAUGAAUGUGCUGCUGCCUAUGUGUUGUUGGCUGAGGAAGAAGCAACCACAAUCUCUGAGGCUGAGCGUCUGUUUAAAAAGGCCCUGAAAAGUGCUGGCAAAGACACCAACUUGCUCGUGUACAUCAGGCGCAGAUUGGCCAUGUGUGCACGAAAACUGGGACGCGUCAAAGAGGCCGUCAAAAUGAUGAGAGACUUAAUGAAAGAAUUCCCCCUGUUGGGAAUGUUAAAUAUCCAUGAGAAUCUUCUGGAAGCCCUGCUGGAGCUAAAGGCAUACGCAGAUGUGCAAGCCGUAUUGGCGAAAUAUGACGACAUCAGCCUGCCUAAGUCAGCCACAAUAUGCUACACAUCUGCCCUGCUCAAAGCUCGGGCCGUCUCAGAUAAGUUUUCCCCUGAAGCAGCGUCCAGACGAGGCCUCAGUACAGCUGAAAUGAAUGCAGUGGAGGCUAUCCACAGAGCUGUGGAGUUCAACCCACAUGUGCCCAAGUAUUUAUUAGAGAUGAAGAGCCUGAUCCUGCCUCCGGAGCACAUUCUGAAGCGGGGGGACAGUGAGGCAGUGGCCUAUGCCUUCUUUCACCUACAGCACUGGAAAAGAGCAGAGGGAGCGCUCAACCUCUUGCACUGCACAUGGGAAGGCACCUUCCGGAUUAUUCCAUACCCUCUAGAGAAGGGUCAUCUGUUCUACCCAUACCCUGGCUGCACAGAGACUGCUGACAGAGAACUUCUGCCAUCGUUCCAUGAGGUUUCAGUGUAUCCGAAGAAGGAGUUGCCUUUUUUCAUCCUCUUCACAGCAGGCCUGUGCUCCUUUACUGCUGUGCUGGCUAUGCUCACACACCAGUUCCCCGAACUUAUGGGCAUUUUUGCCAAAGCCUUCUUCAGUACCCUCUUUGCACCUCUGGGUUUCUUCGCAGACAAGAUGGAGAGUUUCAUGCCUUCCUGUCUUCUGCAUCAGCCAGCAAGACUCUGACUGU